AUAAGGAGAGGGACUUGUCGUCCUCUGCCUUGAACAUCAGCUUCUACCCCUCUUCAAGUAUCUUCAUACGGGCAAAGGCUAUCCUACUACCAGCUGGCAGCCAUGAGAAUCCUUUUCUUCCUCUUUGCUGUUCUCUUCUUCCUCUUCCAGGCUGCCCCAGCUUACAGCCAAGAAGCUGCUGAUACCUUAGCCUGCCGGCAAAACCGGGGCUCCUGCUCGUUCGUGCCGUGCUCUGCGCCUCUGGUUGACAUUGGGACCUGCCGUGGUGGGAAGCUGAAAUGCUGCAAAUGGACACCCAGUUCCUAAAACUGGCACCUCACUGAUCACACAGACCAGAACUCUGGACAUCUGAGACAUCUUCCAUUUUUGACAUCAACGGAUCACAGGCUCUAUGUAAGCCUGGGGAGCCUUUACCACAGGGGUGGAGACUCUGAGGAACACAAGAAGAUCUGAGGAGGAGUUCUUGUACCCCAACAAAGAGAUUUGCAGCUUCAGUUCUAAUAAAAGCAAAUCACUAUGAAACCACAUUGCUGACAUUUGCUUAUGUAUGUCAGGGUGGGUUUUGCUGUUCUUACUGUCUAUAAAAAUCAACCUGUAAAUGACAUUUAUUUAACUAAAUUAAGUUAAUUUAA
Molecule: messenger RNA, 632 nt
Organism: Cuculus canorus (common cuckoo)
Lineage: Eukaryota; Metazoa; Chordata; Aves; Cuculiformes; Cuculidae
Product: gallinacin-9
Exons: 3
Coding region: 103-306 (67 amino acids)
Biological process (GO): defense response to Gram-positive bacterium; innate immune response in mucosa; defense response to Gram-negative bacterium
Cellular component (GO): extracellular region
Molecular function (GO): CCR6 chemokine receptor binding
Source: RefSeq, a predicted model, not a curated record